Messenger RNA from Fusarium tjaetaba, 1068 nucleotides. RefSeq names its product flavo nadh-dependent oxidoreductase. The transcript is spliced from 3 exons. Gene Ontology annotation, molecular function: FMN binding; oxidoreductase activity. NCBI's taxonomy places the organism in Eukaryota, Fungi, Ascomycota, Sordariomycetes, Hypocreales, Nectriaceae. The record is from RefSeq and is a predicted model, not a curated record. Bases 1 to 1068 code for a protein of 355 amino acids.
AUGGCAAACCUCCUCGAACCAAUCACCAUAGGCGGCAAGCUCACUCUCAGGAACCGUAUCGUCAUGGGUUCAAUGACUCGUAACCGCUGCAUCGACGAUAACAAACCCGGCCCAGCCCAAAUCAAGUAUUACGCCGACAGGGCCAAGUACGGCACCGGUCUCAUCGUCACUGAAGGCACUUUCGUCGAUUGGACUGGCUGCGACUGGAAGCACGCUCCUUUCAUGAUCACCCAAGAGCAUGCAGAUGCGUGGCGAAACGUAACUGACGCAGUUCAUGAUGUUGGUGGAAAGAUCUUCUUUCAGGCGUGGCAUGCUGGGAGGUGUCAGCAUGAUCAGCUGCCUAUUAUGAAGGAGAAGGGUGCCAAGGUUCUGGCUCCUUCUGCUAUCAAAGCCCAGGGAGGGAAAUACAGAGAAUUGCCUGGCAUGCCUGGGCAUACGGAUAAUAUCGAAGCCAUUACAGAUGUUCAAGCUGUCAUUGAUACUUACAGACGAAGCUGUGAGCUAGCUAAAUCAGCUGACUUUGAUGGCGUUGAGCUUCUUGCUCAAGGCCGCGCGAAUCGCCGCACUGAUGAAUAUGGUGGUUCAGUUGAAAACAGAUGCCGCUUCACCCUCGAGCUCGUGGAUGCAAUUGCCGCCGUCUUCAACGGACCCGAGUAUAUCUGCGUCAAGAUUAACCCUACAGAUCAUCUCAACGACUCUAUUGUCGACUUUGACGAGAUGAAGGAGACUUACACAUAUCUCAUCACCGAACUUGUUAAGCGAAAAGUUGGUAUUAUCAACCUUUGCCGUCGUGGUGCCGAAACGUCUCCUGGUUCAGGAGAAUUCUUUGGACCUCUUCCUCGCCCUGAAGGUUAUCCUCUGCCUCCUGGCUAUGAUCCAGUACUUGACUUUGGGAAACUCGUCAAGUUUCCUGGUAGUCCGACUUUGCUUAUGGCCAACCAUGAUUAUACCAUUGAAGCGGCUGAUGCUCUUAUUGGAGCGGGCAAACUCGACAUGAUUACGUUUGCGAGAGCUUUCAUUUGGAAUCCGGUGAGUAGUACAACAUCCGAGGAUUCCAAGUCUAACUAG